AUGGUGGGGGCAUCCACUUCUUCCCAAUUGCCACCUGGUGUGGGAAGACCAUUGGCAGACUUGACAAACGCAAGUGCCAAAACAAAAAGACGACGUGUUGACGAUUUGAUCAAGAGUAGAAGUUCUGAAGAACUAACAGCGGCUGCUGAAAUUUCUUCUCGGUUAUCGGGAAAGAGGAACGUAGCCAAAUUAAUCAAAGGAGUCAGUGAAAGUACAGAAAAGUUCACUGAUUUUCAAAAGUGUAGUGAACAACAUAAGCAACAAAGGUCUUUGACAAGCGAGGAGGCUCUGGCGUACUAUGUGGACUCCAAAUCCACAAAUGAAAAAAUUUUUACCGUAGAAGAGAGCUACAACAAACAAAAUGAUAAGGUGUACGCACACAGUAGUGAAGAAGCGAGCAACCGUAUCCCACGUGUCCAACGAGGUCAUUUUUCAUCCUCGCUCAUGGUAUGGUUGGGAGUCUCUUAUUGGGGCCUUAACAGAGGUACAUUUUUGCACUGGGUAUUCCAACAAGAUUCGGCGCCAGCUCAUAGAGCGAAGAGCACACAAGACUGGCAGGCGGCGCGUGAAAUCGACUUCAUCCGGCACGAAGACUGGCCCUCCUCCAGUCCAGAUUUGAAUCCGUUAGAUUACAAGAUAUGGCAACACUUGGAGGAAAAGGCGUGCUCAAAGCCUCAUCCCAAUUUGGAGUCACUCAAGACAUCCUUGAUUAAGGCAGCCGCCGAUAUUGACAUGGACCUC
Molecule: messenger RNA, 741 nt
Organism: Hyposmocoma kahamanoa
Lineage: Eukaryota; Metazoa; Arthropoda; Insecta; Lepidoptera; Cosmopterigidae
Exons: 3
Molecular function (GO): nucleic acid binding
Source: RefSeq, a predicted model, not a curated record